AUUUCUAUCAUCGAAGCUGGUACUGCUGGAUCCACCGUGAUCGUUCGAGAGCGACAAGUGCCAGAGAGGUCGAAGUUCUCGGUGACUGGACCGACCAAGGAGGUGGGCUCGUCCGAGUAUCCUGGUGCGCGCUGUCUGAUGUCCGCGAAGAAUCUUGUCAAGUGA
Perkinsus marinus ATCC 50983 is the source of this 165-nucleotide messenger RNA. RefSeq lists its product as hypothetical. The transcript has a single exon. The annotation marks the transcript as partial. NCBI's taxonomy places the organism in Eukaryota, Perkinsozoa, Perkinsida, Perkinsidae. The record is from RefSeq and is a predicted model, not a curated record.